Messenger RNA from Chenopodium quinoa (quinoa), 1955 nucleotides. Its product is annotated as amino acid transporter AVT1I-like. The coding region runs from base 412 to 1692 and encodes 426 amino acids. Lineage: Eukaryota; Viridiplantae; Streptophyta; Magnoliopsida; Caryophyllales; Amaranthaceae. The record is from RefSeq and is a predicted model, not a curated record. Gene Ontology annotation, cellular component: plasma membrane. The transcript is spliced from 3 exons.
UCUUUUAUAGGUAAAAGUAAAGUUCAAUAUAAAAAAAAUAAUAUAAUUAAUUAACUUCUAUUUAUAGGCCAUGAAAUCAACAAAUGACUGCCACGCUAAAUAGUGAUAUGUGGCUAUGAUAUACACAAAAAAUUGUACACAUACAUCCGUGAAAUCCUAGCCUUUUCAAAUGUUAGCUUGAGUAAAAUAACACCAACAUUAAAGCUCCAUUCUCUCCUCCACUUUAUAGUUACAUAAAUAAAUUCAUAUCUUCAUUUUCUUUUCUUUUGUUUCCAUCUUCUAGGUCUUUAAUUUCUCACUGCCACUAUUUAUGUAUUUUGUUUUUCAAGGUUAAUAUAAAAAUACUCAAAUCAUUGUUUUCUUUUAUACUAAAAAAAUUAAAAUUAAAUAAAUAAAAAAUCUCCAAGAGUGAUGGAAGGUGAAGGUGAAUCAAGUGCGAGUGUUUACGUUAGGCAACCUCUUUUGGAGAAUGAUUUGCAAGAUGAUAUUAACGUAAAGUUUGUUCAAGAAGGUGAUGCUUCGUUCGCGAAGACGCUCUUCAAUGGCCUUAACGCCCUUUCAGGAGUUGGAAUACUGUCAGUACCAUUUGCUCUAGCAUCAGGGGGUUGGCUGAGCUUGACAUUACUUUUCACCAUUGCCCUGGCAGCCUUUUAUGCCGGUUUGCUGAUCAAACGAUGCAUGGAAGUAGAUCCAAGUAUCACAUCUUUCCCUGACAUAGGAGAACGCGCAUUUGGGAAUAUUGGAAGAACAGUUGUAUCAGUGUUUAUGUGUGCAGAGCUGUACUUGGUUGUAACAGGUUUCUUGAUUAUUGAAGGAGACAAUUUACAUAAUCUGUUUCCAGAAAUGAACUUCAGCGCCUUUGGGCUAGAAGUUGGAGGAAGAAAAAGCUUUGUAUUGAUUGUUGCACUUCUUAUUACUCCUUCUGUUUGGUUAAGUAACAUCAGUGUUCUCUCUUACAUCUCUGCUACUGGUGUUCUAGCUUCUGUUGUGAUCAUUGUAUCAGUUGUAUGGGUUGGCGCAUUUGAUGGUGUUGGAUUCCACAACAAAGGGGAGCUUCUGAACUGGUCAGGGAUCCCUACGGCUGUAAGCUUGUACGGCUUCUGUUAUUGUGCUCAUCCUAUUUUCCCAACCCUUUACCACUCCAUGAAGAAAAGACCCAACUUCUCUAAGGUACUAUUACUAUGCUUUGUCUGCAUGACUAUCAGUUAUGCUUCAAUCGCAAUAUUGGGCUAUCUGAUGUUUGGUUCAAAAUUGGAUGCAGAAAUAACUCUGAACCUUCCGAUUGGGAAACUGAGCUCAAAAGUGGCAAUAUAUACCACAUUGGUCAGUCCACUUUCAAAAUAUGCACUGAUGUUAGAACCAGUUGCAAGUGCUACUGAGAGCUGGUUUCCGAAUUACCACAAAAAGAGAUCCUUCAAAAUUCUCAUCCGAACAGCUCUGGUUGCUAGUCAAGUUAUCAUAGCAUUGACUGUUCCUUUCUUUGGACAUCUUAUUUCUUUGGUUGGAGCAUUUUUAAGCAUUACUGCUUCGAUUACAAUUCCAUGCUUGUGCUUCUUGAAGAUUUCAAGUUCUAGCGUUGGAAGAGAGCGUUCUAUAAUCAUCGCGAUAAUAGUGUUUAGUAUAUUGAUUGCAAUAUUUGGUACCUAUACCUCUUUGGUACAUCUUAUACAUGGUAAUGCCUUGCCAUACUAACCUUAAUUUGUAUGAAAUUCUAUGAAAAUAUUGCUCUUUUUUUUUUUUUUCUUUUUUUUUUUCUUUUUUUUGCACAUUGUAUUUUUUAGUGUAUGCAAACAGAACUUUAUCCCACGUUAUGAAGUUUUUCCCCAAAAGUGUUACAACUAGGCUAGUUGACACUCGGAGCACUCUACACAACAUAUUGGUUAUAUAAAUUCUGCUUUAGGUUUUCAUAAAGAAGGUCUAGAUUAUUGUAUCUUUUAGAUCAAGUAUAUGAAUGA